AUGAAAGCUAGGAAACUGGUAGGACUCAUUUCCGGCACUAUGGGUAAAUGUAUUAUGUGGUUUUCUUUUGAGGAAGCAGAACUCUCACAAAGUGAAGCGCAACGGGUAGCUGUAUCAGACUCUGAAUCCGAGUUACGUAAUAGACUCAGCGAACAUGAGUCGAUGCUGGUCACUUUGAAACAGCAAGUGGAGAAAUUGACGGCUGAACUGAAUGCCAAAGAUCAAGCUCUGCAGGAUGCGAUCAAGGAUGCCAAUGAAAAAGAGGAGCACUGGAAAAAGAAGCGAGAAGAGUUUGAACGUCAGAUCGAAAAAGAUCACGAACACAAUGAAGAUCUUUUGAAAACUACAAAAGGACUGCAGAGCUCUCUGGAUUCUGAAAAGGAGGAGAACUUAUUGCGAAAGGCCAAGAUCGAGGAAUUGACUCUGAGGACAAAUGAAGCAUCUACUCGCAUAGCCGAAUUGGAGAAGGAAGCCGAAGAAGAUCAGAAAAAGCUCAAGAUUCUAGAAGAAUCUGUUGAAAGCCUGAGUAAGCAGCUGUUAGAGGAGAAAGGGCGGUCCACUGAGUUGCAGAAGAAGUACGAAGAUGAAGUUGUUAUGUUGAAGUCGGUUGAGAACGCCUUGUGCGAUUCUAAAAUUGAACUCGACUCGUUCAAGAGCAGCGCUGACACGAGACAAGCGGAAUUGGAAUCGCUCGUUCAACAAUCAGAGUCCAAAAUCUCCGAGUUGGUUGCGGCUGUGGAGGCAAAGGAGCAAGAGCUUCUUCACUUGACUAGUGCUAAUGCUCGAUUACUAGAAGAUCUUUCGGAGAAGACGAAGGAACUAGAUGGUUUCACCGACCGCAUGACUAAGUUCGAAAGCGAGCUUGCUGAUGAGCGUCGGAAGUAUGAGGCUCUAGAAGCAGAACGACAAGUGGCUGCUGAAGAGUGUGUUCUGCUGCGGACGCAGAACACCGAAGCGUCGAAGGUAAAUAGCUUGGAGUUUUCCUUUCUUUGGUCAAAAUAACU
Molecule: messenger RNA, 1004 nt
Organism: Cylicostephanus goldi
Lineage: Eukaryota; Metazoa; Nematoda; Chromadorea; Rhabditida; Strongylidae
Source: the annotation of a GenBank genome assembly